Mesoplodon densirostris (Blainville's beaked whale) is the source of this 1966-nucleotide messenger RNA. It is a transcript of the gene PCK1, whose product is annotated as phosphoenolpyruvate carboxykinase 1. Gene Ontology annotation, cellular component: mitochondrion; cytosol. The transcript is spliced from 10 exons. Gene Ontology annotation, biological process: cellular response to insulin stimulus; response to starvation; propionate catabolic process. Lineage: Eukaryota; Metazoa; Chordata; Mammalia; Artiodactyla; Ziphiidae. Bases 96 to 1964 code for a protein of 622 amino acids. The record is from RefSeq and is a predicted model, not a curated record. Gene Ontology annotation, molecular function: phosphoenolpyruvate carboxykinase (GTP) activity; manganese ion binding; GTP binding.
GAGCCUUGAAAGAGACCUUUGGGUCCCUGAUCCGGAUCGUCCAAAGAGAAGAAAGGAACCUUGGCGCCCGUGCCCCUCAGCCCAGCCCCGCAGAGAUGCCUCCCCAGCUCUCAGACGGCCUCAGCUACUCAGCCAGAGUCGUCCAGGGCACCCUGGACAGCCUGCCCCAGGCCGUGAGAGAGUUCGUGGAAAGCAACGCCAAGCUGUGCUGGCCCGACCAGAUCCACAUCUGCGACGGCUCCGAGGAUGAGAACCAGCAGCUGCUGGGCCACAUGGAGGAGGAGGGUGUGAUCAAGAGGCUGAGGAAGUAUGACAACUGCUGGUUGGCUCUCACUGACCCCAGGGAUGUGGCCAGAAUUGAAAGCAAGACGGUCAUCAUUACUCGACAGCAAAGAGACACGGUGCCCAUCCCCCACACCGGCCUCAGCCAGCUGGGCCGCUGGAUGUCUGAGGAGGAUUUUGAGAAAGCGUUCAACGCCCGAUUUCCAGGGUGCAUGAAAGGUCGCACCAUGUACGUCAUCCCGUUCAGCAUGGGGCCCCUGGGCUCGCCUCUGUCCAAGAUCGGCAUUGAGCUGACAGACUCGCCCUACGUGGUGACCAGCAUGCGCAUCAUGACGCGGAUGGGCACGCCCGUCCUGGAAGCGCUGGGGGACGGGGAGUUUGUCAAGUGCCUCCAUUCCGUGGGGUGCCCUUUGCCUUUAAAGAAGCCUUUGGUUAACAACUGGGCCUGCAACCCGGAGAUGACACUCAUCGCCCACCUGCCCGACCGCAGAGAAAUCAUCUCCUUCGGGAGCGGGUACGGCGGGAACUCGCUCCUUGGGAAGAAGUGCUUUGCUCUCAGGAUGGCCAGCCGGCUGGCCAAGGAGGAGGGGUGGCUGGCAGAGCACAUGCUGAUUCUGGGCAUAACCAACCCCAAGGGCCAGAAGAAGUACUUCGCGGCUGCCUUUCCCAGCGCCUGCGGGAAGACCAACCUGGCCAUGAUGAACCCCACCCUCCCAGGGUGGAAAGUAGAGUGUGUGGGGGAUGACAUCGCCUGGAUGAAAUUUGACCAACAAGGUAACUUGCGGGCCAUCAACCCAGAGAACGGGUUUUUUGGUGUCGCUCCUGGAACCUCUGUGAAGACAAACCCCAAUGCCAUCAAGACCAUCCAGAAGAAUACCAUCUUCACCAACGUGGCCGAGACCAGCGAUGGGGGCGUUUACUGGGAAGGCAUUGACCAGCCACUGGCCUCGGGCAUCAAGCUCAUUUCCUGGAAGGGCAAGGAGUGGGACCCCAAGGAUGGGGAGCCUUGCGCCCACCCCAACUCGCGGUUCUGCACCCCUGCCAGCCAGUGCCCCAUCAUUGACCCUGACUGGGAGUCUCCGGACGGCGUGCCCAUCGAGGCCAUCAUCUUCGGAGGGCGCCGACCUGUUGGCGUCCCUCUGGUCUAUGAGGCUCUCAGCUGGCAGCAUGGUGUGUUUGUGGGUGCGGCCAUGAGAUCGGAGGCCACGGCAGCGGCAGAACACAAGGGCAAAGUCAUCAUGCACGACCCCUUCGCCAUGCGGCCCUUCUUUGGCUACAACUUCGGCCAGUACCUGGCGCACUGGCUCGGCAUGGCCCAGCGCCCCGGGGCCAAGCUGCCGAAGAUCUUCCACGUCAACUGGUUCCGGAAGGACAAGGCCGGCAGGUUCCUCUGGCCGGGCUUCGGCGAGAACUCCAGGGUGCUGGAGUGGAUGUUCACCCGCGUCGGUGGGGAAGGGGGCGCCCAGCUCACGCCCAUCGGCUACAUCCCCGACAAGGACGCCCUGGACCUCCGGGGCCUGGGGGACGUCAACGUGAAGGAGCUCUUCCACAUCUCCAAGGAGUUCUGGGAGGAGGAGGUGGAAGACAUCCAGAAGUACCUGGAGGAGCAGGUGAACGCCGACCUCCCCCACGAGAUCGAGAGCGAGAUCCUGGCCCUGAAGCAAAGAAUCAGCCAAAUGUAAUC